Molecule: messenger RNA, 1030 nt
Organism: Topomyia yanbarensis
Lineage: Eukaryota; Metazoa; Arthropoda; Insecta; Diptera; Culicidae
Product: glutathione S-transferase theta-2-like
Exons: 2
Coding region: 205-906 (233 amino acids)
Biological process (GO): glutathione metabolic process
Cellular component (GO): cytoplasm
Molecular function (GO): glutathione transferase activity
Source: RefSeq, a predicted model, not a curated record
AUAAGCGUAUAUGUGAUGAUGUUUAUUGUAGCAUAUGCCGCUUAUCAGCGUGUUAAACUGUGCGAGUUUUUUUUGUUGUAAAGCUGUACUUUACCAUCUUCGGAACCCCACACGAAUAAGCAUACACAUUGCUGCACCGACCGGUGAGUGAACAGUAUAAAUAUCUACGGCUCAUUUUGCGAUUGUCGCAAAACGAGUAACGCAAUGGCAACCAGAGCUCUGAAAUACUAUUACGAUUUACUUUCGCAACCAUCGCGGGCCCUGUACAUCCUGCUGGAACAGUCAAAGAUUCCAUACCAAAAGUGUCCUAUCGCGUUGAGAAAGUUCGAGAACAAAACAACGGAAUUCAAAGAAAACGUCAGCCGAUUUGGCAAACUGCCUUGCAUUGUACACGGAGACUUUAAACUCGCUGAAAAUAUUGCUAUUUUCCGCUAUCUAGAUCGAGAAUUCGGCCUCGGCCAACACAAUUGGUACCCCAAGGAACGCACGGUCCGCGCCCGUGUCGACGAAUAUCUAGAGUGGCAGCAUGCCAACAUACGGGCCCAGUGUGCGAUUUACUUCCUCUAUGUGUGGAUCAGACCCUUGCAGGGUUUGGACUUGGAUCCAGUAAAGGUUGAACGGCUGCGGAACAAUAUGAUACGGUGUUUAGAUCAGUUCGAAAGCGAGUGGUUGGACGGUGGGAGGAAGCAAUACCUUGCAGGAGAGGAAUUGACCUAUGCGGAUCUGUUGGCUGCUUGUGAACUGGAACAGCCUAAGAUAGCUGGUUUCGAUCCGAGAGUUGGACGGCCACAUCUUGCAGCGUGGUUGGAACGGGUUCGGAACAGUACCAACCCACACUACGACCAGGCCCACCAGUUCGUUUACAAGUUUACGCCCAAGGAGAUUCCGACACCGGCGGUGGAUUGAUCCUGUAAAGAAAUUGAAAUUAAAUGCACAAAACAAUUUAUAAUCAAAUGUUUUAAUUAAUUCGUAUUAAUCUGGGAUGGAAUGGACAUGUAAUCCAAACUCUGGCCAUAAUUCUAAAACAUAA